UCCCCCUCCCAUUCCCCCUCCCAUUCGCAUUACAAUGGCUACAGAUAACUCUCCGCGUUCGACGGAGAAGUUAACCAUAGAAGACGAUGAUGAGUCUAGCUAUGAGAACGUUAAGCACGAGGCAGAAGCCGCGCAAUCCCCUACCACACCGACAGCGUCUCGUAGGAGCAAGGCGAAGAGCUUUAUGGGCGGUUUCGUCAACGGCUUAAGGAGCAUCCCGAGGGCUGUGACUCAUAGCCAAUUUUACGACCGCGGAAUAUCGAGCAGAUGUUCUUCCCAAGGCAUGACUACCGGUUCGGAGAUGCAGUACAAGUUCGCGCACCAGCAUUACGGCGAGCCCAUUUUCCUCUCUCCGUCGAAUAUGCCAUACCCUCCACGCUCAGCACCUCCAGCCACAACAGCAUCUGAAUAUUCUCGAGAAUAUUACAGAUCUGGCGACUCGAUCAGUUCCCGAAUUGGAGGUUUCCUCAGUGACUUGAGCAGUUUACCAUGGAUAUCGACACGCGUGGCUAUUGACUAUAUUCCUGGAGAAAGUCAGGGUCAUGCUGGUCAAUACAAGAGCUCGAGUUCUUGGUACAGCGUCGAACCGCCAUCCACGCCUUCUGUGGUGUCCGAUAAAUGGCGCCUCGUGCCAGACCCGUGGUUUCCUCCACAGAAUCUUCCUCCGACAGAAGAAGUCCCGGAGCCUACAGAACAUGGAGAAGGUGCUGGUGGGAGCAAUGCUCAAGUUGAAGAACCAGAAGAAAUGAAACAACUACGGGAGGAUGUGCAGACGAAGGCGAGGGAAGUGAAUGAUCUUCAGCAGAUCGUUGAGCACCAGAAGAAGCAUAUCGCUGCAUUGGAGGAAGAAGUGGAGAAGUUGAGAGAGGCUCAGGCUGAGGCUGCUUCCUCGGCUGACAUUCAUAGGCGGAGGAGCAGCACUCGAAAGAGUUUGUAUCGGAAACGGGAUAGUGUGAGGACUGUCACGUCUUUGCGUGCGUCGAAGUCUGUAUCACGCCCUCCGUCGUUCUAUGAUUAAGUGCGCUAUUUUAUGUGGCUUUGGGGGACAGUAGCUAUAUAUAGCGUACCUUUCAUUGUUUGUAUGAAAGCAGAGGCCAAUAUUGAGAUUUAUUGACAUGCUUCCGGUUUGCCCAUGAAAGGGAUCG
Messenger RNA from Somion occarium, 1145 nucleotides. NCBI's taxonomy places the organism in Eukaryota, Fungi, Basidiomycota, Agaricomycetes, Polyporales, Cerrenaceae. The record is from the annotation of a GenBank genome assembly.